UCUAUUCGUUUAUUUAUAAACACAACAUAUUUACACGUCAAACAGUUCAAUUAAUCGCUUUACAUUAUACAUAUAUCACUUUAUCUUAAGAUAAUUACAUUGGUAGAAAUACACUUAGGUUAAUUUAUUUUCAAAAUAAGCCCACCAAAAAAUAGGAGGUUGUCAAUAAUAAAUAACUAUCCACCUAAGCACAUUUAGUUUUAUUAAUGAUAAGAGUUACAUUAUACAUUUAUAUAUAUUCUUAUUAAUUAUUUAUUAUUGGUAUUUGAUGUGUUAGGGUCAACGGGUUGGUCAUUUGGAUAAACUCUGAGACAGUGUAACACGCCAGGUCCAUUAACAUUGUCUUCAGUUUUUUAGAGAAUAUUGCGUUGCUUUUUGCCUCUUUUAUGUUUAGUUUGAUAAAUUAGCAAAGGGCAACUUUUACUUACUACCUGCCUAAUAUAACUCAUUGACAAACAAAACAUACGCUGUUCCAAUCUAUCUUGGUAAACACAUAAACUUUCGCAUAGUAUGCCGAUCAGUAAACACGAAGAAGGUAUAAGCUGUGGAAAGCAUUCAAAUGCCUAUUUAUCUUACGCAUAAUGAACUAAGUUUAUGCCAAACUUCAUUCUUCCCCGAUUCCUUCUGGCAUACGUCGUUCAAUAACGACCCUUCAACGAGGUUAUCACUAAGCAAAUACGCCCAUAAAUAUCGUAACCUAGCAACCGUCUAGCAGUUUUGUCAAUAUCUACCGCUGUCACAACAAACAAUAUUUUUUGUACUUUCCGCAUUACAAUAGUGAAUUAUGGCACCGAAAAAAGACAAAGGAAAACCUGAAGCAGGGCCAGCAGUGAGGCCAGGUGCGUUUACCGAAGUUGAGAAAACGUUCUUAGAGCUCCAAUUAGCUGAGGCUAAUAGAAAAGUUGCUAGGCUCCGAUCAGCAGUAGAUGAGUAUGAACUUCGGAAUGAAGAGCUGCAAAAAGCUUACGACAAAUUGGACGAAGACAGAGCCGAUAUCAUAGCAUACUUGAAGAAAACUUUGAACAAUAAAAAUGAAGAAAAUAUUGAGCUUAAAGACAAAGUUAAAGGCUUGGAGGAAACUAGGGAAAUGGAAACAGCGCAGUUUAAGGAGACUGUCGCAGAACUAGAGAGGAACUUCACUAUUAUGAAGGAUCAGCUGACGUCAGAAAAUAAGCUUUUAGCUGGUAAACUUAACACGCUGGAGGAAUUCAGAGCUAUAAGAGAUGAUUUAAUGAGGAAGUAUGAGAAACAAGAACAAGAUUUCAAAGACCAGGAGAUGAAGUAUAAGAGAAUAAUAUAUGACGCUGAAAAGAAGUUCGUAGUUGGGAAAGAUAAGUUGAAGAAGGAAAUGGAAGGGCGACUUCUACAACUGGCGCAAGAUUUCCAAGAUGCUACAGAGCUGAGAAUCGCAGCAUCCACGCACAGAGUCAUCAGAGAAAAUAUAGCUAUUAAUAAUGAAUUGGACAACAUAUUGGCAACUCAAACUAAACUUGCUGAGCAGAAUGAAAACUACAAGAAAAGUGAGCAAGCUGCUCGUGUAGCUAUGGAGCUUGCUGAGGAAGAGCGAGACAAAGCUAUUAACAAAAGUGUCGUACAACUGAAAGUAAUCGAUCAACUUACUACAGCAUUCCAAAAUAUGCAGAAAGACAAGGCGCUAAUGGAGAAACGUAACUUCGAUCUGAAUUCAUUGCAGACAAAAAUACAACAACUGACGAAAGAAAAUGAGAGCUUAUCAUUACAAGUUAGAAUACUAGAACAAAACUUACAUGGAAAAUUAAAUGAGCAAAAUAAAUCUCUCGUAGAAGCGUCAAAGAUUGCCAAAGAGUCUAAGAAAAUGAAGAACAUUUUGAGGGAAGCGGCAAUAGCUAUACAAGCGGCUCUUAAAUUAGACCAGUGGGCUGUCACAGACACCACUAGAGAGAUUAUGGAUCGACAAGUACUGCUGUCGCGCCUUCUGGACAUCGUGACUCAAUAUCGUGACGCAUUGCGAGCUGAAUCUAUGGACUCGCUAGCAUCCCUCGGAAAGGUAUACGAAGAGGGAGACCUCGGUUUCGUACCAAAACGAGUAGCAAAGAAAUCAGUAACAUCUAUACCGAGUACGGCAUCUAAAACUUCACGCGGAUCUCCUAAACGCGCUUCAGUGACACCUUCAGUUUCAACGUCAACUCUUGGAAGUGUCAAGACUGUUCCAAGUAUACAGAUUAUACCGUUCUCUUCUGAUGUUGACCUUCCAGCCAAGGAAAGCGCUAUGUCCUUCGCGACUUCAACUAAAUCUAGCGAGUCCAGUGAGAGCGAAGAGGAAUCUGUUGACGAAGCUACUGAUAUGGAGAAAAUGUUAGAGCAGAGUAAACUAGAGAUACAGAAGUCUAUUUUGAAAGAUCUGGCUUACUCUCAAUCUCAGAUGAGAUCUCAAAUGUUAAAGUCCAAGACAGUCGUGAUUCAGGAAGACGUGGAGACAGAACAUAUCGAAGGGGAGGGAGUGGAAGGAGAGGGGGUAGAGGGAGAAGGGGAAGGGGAGCAUGUGAAAGGGGAAACGGUAGAAGGCGAGGAAUCGGAAGCUAAGACGGUUGAUGGAGAUGGAGAUGAAACAAAGGAGGAGAAAAAGGAAGAAUAAUGGAUUUUUUUAUUAGAGUGUGUUCGACAUGAAACGUAUUUUUGUAAAAGUAAUGUUUACAUGAAUUCAUACAAAUAAAUUUUGUUAGAACAAUGUUAAGGUUAAUUCAUUGGUCAGCCAUCAUCAUUGGUGGCAAAUUUAAAACCCUUCUUUAAAGUCAUGAAGGUUAGUGACACAAACCCUAUAACACUUAUAAACGUUGUUCUUAUCAAUUUCAUCGGUACUGCAUAUUUCAUAAUGUAUCUUAAAGGAUUGUUUUAUAGAAUGCAAGCAGUCUGAAAGUGUUCUUAAAAUAACUCGUGCGAUGCCAAUUUCUCUGUACCGUACUGGCUUACCAGUUGCCGAUUCACACUGUACAUACUCACUUUUUUCUUACAAAUAAGUUAUAAAUCAAUUAUUUUGUUU
Messenger RNA from Cydia pomonella (codling moth), 3019 nucleotides. RefSeq names its product cilia- and flagella-associated protein 157. The transcript has a single exon. Lineage: Eukaryota; Metazoa; Arthropoda; Insecta; Lepidoptera; Tortricidae. Gene Ontology annotation, molecular function: microtubule binding. Gene Ontology annotation, cellular component: ciliary basal body; cilium. The record is from RefSeq and is a predicted model, not a curated record. The coding region runs from base 785 to 2614 and encodes 609 amino acids.